AUGGCACCUGCACCUCGACUUGAUCUCACUGCUGUUGGAGGACAGAAGGCCAGAAUAAAGAACAACAAGAGCUCUGGAAAUAGAGGCCUGACUGCGACAUCGGCCUCUGCACCUCAACUGGAAGUUGAGGAGGCGUCUCAGGCACCCCAAGUUGGGAGCGUGGCCCGCUCUAGUACCUUCCGCCUGGUGGGUGGUGAAGGGAAAGAGAACAAUGACGAGGAGUGGAUGUACUGCUCUUGUCAUAGGGACUCUGUCCCUGAUGAAGAGGGGUUUGUACAGCCCCAUGUUUCUGCAAAAGUAGCCAAUGUUGGCUCAGAUGCUCUACAUAGCACAUUUGCAGAUGAUAAUUGUUAUUCUUGGCUCCAGGAAGACCAGCCCGAGCCUCCUGAUGAUGUCUUGAACCAUGAGGAUAUUGAGUUAGCCCCUGUCGCAGAGACUGGCCCUCAUGGACCUCCUUCCCCUGACUCUGAGUCAGCUGCAGAUAAGGAAGAUAAGAAAGCACCCGAGGAGGUUGCUAGGGAUGCAUCCCCUCGUCAGUGGUCUGACUAUGAGGAAGAUGAGGACAUAGGUCCAGUCCCAGACUUUAGUCCAAAGGCACCCUCCCAUGAAGCUGGAGGGAGCGUUGCAAAUAAAGACACCUUAGAUAAGGUGGUCAUUCUCGAGGCUGAAAAUGCCUUCCUGUCUGGCACACGGUUGGAAUCCAAAAGGAUCAACCAUGAAUUGCACCGUGAGCUCAAUAAGCUCAAGGCCAAGCUGAGCAUUAAAGGCACUGCUAAGAACGUCGCAAAGCCUGUGAUUGCCCAACAUGCGUCGUCAGUUUUACCAGCUUCGAGCUUGGUACAGCGUGCUAUUUCUGGUGCAGUGCCUACUCGAGGAGGCGCACCUGGCCUAAACAAGAGUUCAGGCAGCAAGAAGCCAUCAAGCAAGGAGCCUUCUCAGAAAGGUAGUUCUGGCAGAGGUGCCACUCUGAGUCACCUGCCGGGGCUGGGGGACAACCCGCCAGACCCCAGCGACGAUUCCAGUGAGAGGUCCUCUGGCUCCAGUGGGAGUGACUUCUUCAACAAUGAGCCUGAUUCCAAUUAUAACAGUGAUUCAGAAGGGACCAAGCGCAAGAAAAGAGCUGCUCAUAAAAAGUAUUGA
Cyclocybe aegerita is the source of this 1140-nucleotide messenger RNA. The record is from the annotation of a GenBank genome assembly. Lineage: Eukaryota; Fungi; Basidiomycota; Agaricomycetes; Agaricales; Hemipholiotaceae.